GACGGGAUCUGUGAGAAACGAUGACAGAAGAUGGAAGCGCCAGCGGGUUCUGUGUGUGGACAGUUUUGGGGGAGGAAACGAAUGGGUGGUCUGUCUCUCCUCGACACAGCCGAAGAGCAACUAGCCUAUGAUCUUACAGAGGCACGCCUGAACACCCCCUCUCCCCCUCCCACUAUGGCUGACUCCAUGGAUAUAGAUGACUCUCUUUACAGUCGGCAGCGGUAUGUGCUGGGGGACAGUGCUAUGCAGCAGAUGGCCCAGUCCACUGUGUUUCUCAGUGGAAUGGGAGCUCUUGGAGUGGAAAUAGCAAAAAACAUUGUUCUGGCAGGAGUGAAGGCUGUCACUCUUCAUGACUGUAAGAGAAGUGAAGUUUGGGAUCUUGGCACCAACUUCUUCAUCAGAGAGGAGGAUGUGCAUAGCCAGAAGAAGAGGGUGGAGGCUGUCCAUUCUCGAGUGGCUGAGUUAAACCCAUAUGUUCAGGUCAGUGUGUCCACUGAUGUCCUGGAUGAUAGCACUGACCUCAGCUUCCUAAAGAGAUAUCAGUGUGUAGUGUUAACAGAAACAAAGCUGAGUUUACAGAAACGAAUCAACCAUUUCUGCCACUCUCAACAGCCCCCUAUUAAGUUCAUUGGCUGUGAUUUGUUUGGGAUCUGCUCGCGAGUAUUCUGUGAUUUUGGGGAGGCGUUUGAGGUGUCAGACCCUACGGGAGAAGAACCAAAAGAGCUCUUCAUCCAAAACAUCAGUCAGGGGAAUCCUGGUGUAGUGAUGUGUAUGGACAGCCGAACACAUGGCCUCCAGACAGGGCAGAGUGUGUGUUUUAAAGAGAUCAAUGGCAUGAUUGAACUCAACGGUACCACUCACCAAGUUACAGUUCUGUCUCCAUACAGUUUUGCAAUUGGUGAUACCUCAUCAUUCAAGCCAUUUGCUCAUGGAGGAAUUUUCCGCCUGGUCAAAACCCCCAAAACCUUCAACUUUGAGAUGAUGGAGCAGCAGUUAUGUGACCCUCAACUUCUUACUCCAGACUUUAGUAAACCAGAGGUCCCUCUGCAGCUCCAUACAAUCAUGCUAGCUUUGGAUGCUUUCCUGGAACAGCAUGCUAGACUCCCUAACAUCGGUUGUUUGCAAGAUGCUGAGCUGCUCCUGCAGUUCACAGAGGAGAUCAGCAGAACACUUAAAAACAAAGUUUGCAUAAAUCAGGAGCUGGUGAGGUGUGUGUCGCGCUGUGCGAGGGGAUGUCUCUCUCCUCUAGCCGCAGCGGUGGGUGGUAUCGCUAGUCAGGAGGUUUUAAAGGCUCUCACUGGAAAGUUUUCCCCUCUUCAACAGUGGUUUUAUCUCGACGCGACAGAGGUGGUUCAGCCCCUUCAGUGUCUUCCUGCUGAAGAAUUUGCCCCAAGGGGUGACCGGUACGAUGCGUUGAGGGCUUGCAUAGGAGAGUCAAUGUGUUUGAAACUGCACAAGUUUCGGGUUUUUAUGGUGGGCUGUGGUGCUAUUGGCUGUGAGAUGCUAAAGAAUUUGGCACUAAUGGGUGUCGGAUUGAGCAGAUUCUCAGGAGAGACAUGCAUUACUGAUCCAGAUUUGAUUGAGAAAUCCAACCUCAAUAGACAGUUUCUUUUCAGACCUCAGCAUAUACAGAGGCCAAAGAGCACUACAGCUGCAGCAGCUACAUUAGAAAUAAACCCAGAGAUGCAAAUAGAUGCUCAUCUGAAUAAAGUGUGUCCUGCUACAGAGGAUGUGUAUAGUGAUGCUUUCUUCUCCCAUCUUAACCUGGUGGUCACAGCACUGGACAACGUGGAGGCACGGAGAUAUGUGGAUAGUCGGAGUGUAUCCAAUCAGAAAGCUCUGUUAGACUCUGGUACCAUGGGUACAAAAGGACACACUGAGAUCAUCAUCCCAUACCUCACCGAGUCCUACAACAGCCAUAGAGACCCACCGGAGGAGGAGAUUCCGUUUUGCACUCUAAAAUCUUUUCCUGCUGUUAUUGAACACACCAUACAGUGGGCCAGAGACAAGUUUGAGAGCGCUUUCUCCCACAAACCCUCCAUGUACAACAUGUUCUGGCAGAGUCAUUCAUCAGCUCAGGAUGUGUUACAGAAGAUGAUGGCCGGGGAGAGUAUGGAAGGAUCGUUUCAGGUGAUUAAGUUGCUGAGUCGGAGACCCACUCAUCUGGAUCACUGUCUAGCUCUCGCUCAACUCAAGUUUGACAAGUACUUCAAAAGAAAGGCAUUACAACUACUGCACUCAUUUCCACUGUACACGCGGCUAAAAGACGGCAGCCUGUUCUGGCAGUCUCCCAAACGGCCGCCUUCUCCCAUAGAGUUUGACCUCAGUGACCCACUGCAUUUCAGUUUCGUUGUCAGCGCAGCUCGCCUUUUCGCUGACAUUUACAAUAUCUCAUAUUCAGAAGAGAAACUUACCUACGAGGCUGUUUCAAGUGUUUUAGCUGAAUUGAGGGUUCCUGAAUACAGACCAGCUGAAAAGCAUAUAGAGACCGAUGAGACUGUUAAGAAGCCUGAUCAGUUGAAAAUGACAGUGAGCAGUGAAGAGGAGAGAGAAGCAAUCUCACAGCUACAGGAGGCCAUCAACUCUAACUUUGUAACACCAGAGAGGCUACACAUGAGUCCACUUUUCUUUGAAAAGGAUGAUGACACAAACGGACACAUGGAUUUCGUAGCAUCGGCGUCAGCUCUGCGAGCUCAAAUGUACGCCAUUGAGGCCGCAGACAGACUGCAAACCAAACGAAUUGCGGGUAAAAUCAUCCCUGCUAUCGCCACAUCUACAGCUGCUGUUGCAGGACUGGUGUCAUUGGAGUUGAUUAAAGUGGCUGGUGGUUAUGGAUUUGAGUUAUUUAAAAACUGUUUCUUCAACCUGGCCAUUCCAGUCAUGGUGCUCACAGAAACAGCUCAGGUCAAGAGAACCCAGAUCAGAGAUGACAUCUCCUUUUCUAUCUGGGACCGUUGGACUAUCUUUGGUCACGAGGACUUCACCUUGUCUGAUUUCAUGAGCGCAGUAAGGGAGGACUAUGGAAUUGAGCCCAUCAUGGUUGUUCACGGAGUGAAAAUGCUGUAUGUGCCGGUUAUGCCAGGUCAUAACAAGAGACUCAAGCUGACAAUGCAUAAACUGAUUAAACCCUCAGCAGGCAGAAAGUAUGUUGAUCUUACCGUAUCAUUUGCCCCCGAGGUGGAUGGCGACGAAGACCUGCCCGGUCCCCCAGUGCGCUAUUACUUCAGUCGAGACAGCAAGAGCGGAGAGAAGGCCUGAUGUACACACUCACUCUCUCUCCCCUUUCUUGCCCUGUGGACCACAAGUGGAGUAGCACUUGAUUUGACUCAUUGUACAUAGUGAAUUUUUGUUUUCUACUGGUUUAUUAUUUUAUUGCACAGCAUUGUCUGUGCAGAUGCCUUAAGAUAAUUAUAUUGUGCUUCAAUGUGACUAUAAUAAUGAUUAGAAUAUUAAUACUCAAAGUAAAACAAAAAGAAAGUGUUUACAUGACUUCCCCAGGGCUUAUUAUUGUCUGUUAGUCUCUUAAACUGGGAGAGGACUAGGUAAAAGUCAAUAGAGGGCUUGUAAGAGAUGAACAUUGCUCACAAAUCGGCAGUUAUCUAUUUGCACACGUUUUGGAAGGAUAUUGCAGAAAAGUUGUCACUGUAAGCAACACAAACGGCAAAGAUUUUGCAUCUGGUUUAAAAUGUUUAUCAUCGGCAUUCAGCGAGUCAUCACAUUUCUCUGAAUGCGGCUGUCAGGUCCUUUAUGAUCUUAGCUUUCAUUAAAGAAAAUUGCAUUUUAAAAUGGCAGUUCAAAAUGCAUUCUUGGUAGUGACACUAGGGGGCACUAUAGUUAACAGUAUCCUUCUACCCAUCUGCUACUAUUAACUGCUUGAUGUGCUGAGAUUCAUGAGUGAAGAGGUUUAAAGGAUGAGACAGUGAUAUAGGCAUAAUCCCAUACAUGAAGGUAUAUUCAUAUCACUAAGUCUAACCUGCAUGCUGACAUCGAAACCAGGCUUUUCACAAGUUCCUUGCUGCAUUUUGCAGUCUUGCUGAUGUCAUUGACUCAUCCUAAAGUGGCCUUUAGGCAACUGGCUGUUGGUAAGCACAUAUUUGAUUAGCAGUAGUGAUCAGAAGUUACAUACACACACAACCUGAUGUAAUACUAAGCUUUGUGCUUACAGUGGACGUGUUGGAAUGCACACUGAGCCGGAAAAACGCAGAAAAGGUUUCUAGUUUGAUCCCUUUAAAAUGGUAAAGAUUCCCUCUCAUGAUGUCAAGCAUUUACAGUUUAUAGGAAAAUUAUAUCUGAUGAUAUCUAAAUGAGCUAAACCAAUGAUUGGAAAAUAUGAUGUCGUUGUGACUACAGUAUUCAACAGAAAGUCUAAUAAAAACUUUUAAGUUAGAAUUCAUUUA
Messenger RNA from Carassius carassius (crucian carp), 4397 nucleotides. Its product is annotated as ubiquitin-like modifier-activating enzyme 6. NCBI's taxonomy places the organism in Eukaryota, Metazoa, Chordata, Actinopteri, Cypriniformes, Cyprinidae. The transcript is spliced from 33 exons. Gene Ontology annotation, molecular function: SUMO activating enzyme activity. Gene Ontology annotation, biological process: protein sumoylation. The coding region runs from base 31 to 3258 and encodes 1075 amino acids. Gene Ontology annotation, cellular component: SUMO activating enzyme complex; cytoplasm. The record is from RefSeq and is a predicted model, not a curated record.